AGCAGUCGCGGACGCGAGCGAGGGAGGCGGACCACGCUAGAACCCUCUCUGCGGCUCUACCUACGCGCCCCCCUCCUCCGCCUCUCCGUCGGCUCGUCGCCUCCGCCCACUCGACGCCGGCCGGCCUAGGGGCUCCCGCCGCAUCGAUGGGGGCGGGCACCAAUGGCCUGGCCAACGGCGCGGCCAGGGGGGAGCGCGCGGGGGACGGGACUGCGGUGUUCCGGGGCACGGCCUACUCGCCGCUGCCGACCGCGGUGGCGCUCGCGCUCUGGCUCGGGGCCAUCCACUUCAACGCCUUCCUCGUCCUCGCCUCGCUCUUCCUCUUCCCGCGCCGCGUCGCCGCGCUGGUGCUGGCCACGCAGCUCUUCUUCAUGUUCGUGCCCGUCAGUGACAGGAGCAGAUUGGGCCGCAGGAUCGCCAGGUUCAUAAGCAGGUACGUGAUUGGGUAUUUUCCCGUCACUUUGCACGUGGAGGACUACGACGCCUUCGAUCCCAGCAGAGCUUACGUGUUCGGUUAUGAGCCUCAUUCUGUUUUGCCCAUCGCUGUCGGGAUCCUCGGGGACCUUGUUGGAUUCAUGCCGCUACCAAAGACGAAGAUUCUUGCAAGCAGUGCGGUGUUCUAUACCCCAUUCCUAAGGCAAAUAUGGACAUGGUUGGGGUUGGCUCCUGCAUCAAGGAAGAGUUUCUACUCCUACCUUGGAGCUGGUUAUAGCUGUAUUAUAGUGCCCGGAGGUGUGCAGGAAAUACUUCAUAUGGAUCACGAUUCAGAGGUUGCUUUUCUUAAAUCAAGAAAAGGUUUUGUUAAGAUAGCUAUCGAGAUGGGUAGCCCUGUAGUCCCUGUUUUUGCUUUCGGGCAGAGUUACGUAUACAAAUGGUGGAGACCAGGUGGCAAGUUAAUUGUCAAGAUUGCCAGAGCAAUCAAAUUUUCUCCAAUCAUCUUCUGGGGCAAAUUGGGAACUCCCAUCCCUUUUGCUACACCAAUGCAUGUGGUUGUUGGAAGGCCAAUUGAGGUUGUAAAGAACCCUCACCCUACCCCUGAUGAGAUAAAUGAAGUCCACAAGCAAUUUGUCGUUGCGAUGCAGGAGCUAUUUGAGAAAUACAAGACCAGAACUGGAUACCCCGAUCUCCAGUUAAGAGUUCUAUGAUGACACGAUGUUCCAACCAAAAGUUCUUACGAGCUUGGUUUAAGGCCCAUUUUUCAAUUCCUCGUAGCAUUUGAGCUAUAAUGUUUUCAACCGAAGAUCCCUCAUCAGAGUUCAGUAGCACCAAAUGUACAAGUUUGCAACAGCAGCUUAGCUAGGAUGCUGUGUGGUAUUUUGGUGCUCUCGUGGAAUGCCUCAUGAGACUUGGAUGCAAAGAUACGCAUUGGUUUGCAUCUGUUUACUAACAGAAAAACUUAGUAGCAGUAUCAGGUUCAUUAAACCUCGAAGUCUGCAUGUGAAGAGAAAAUUAUAGUUUUGGUAAUGGCAUGUUGACAAAAGACCUGAAUAACCUGUACAUAUUUCAUUUCGCACA
Molecule: messenger RNA, 1515 nt
Organism: Panicum virgatum (switchgrass)
Lineage: Eukaryota; Viridiplantae; Streptophyta; Magnoliopsida; Poales; Poaceae
Product: diacylglycerol O-acyltransferase 2D-like
Exons: 9
Coding region: 147-1145 (332 amino acids)
Biological process (GO): triglyceride biosynthetic process
Cellular component (GO): endoplasmic reticulum membrane
Molecular function (GO): diacylglycerol O-acyltransferase activity
Source: RefSeq, a predicted model, not a curated record